AGAGGCAAAGCGAGAGGAUUUACUCAGCCCAAAAUCUGUCAGUGUGAGAUAAGUGUUCUUGUUUUACCUUAGUGGAGAUAAGCCUUUUUUUCUAUUGAGGUCUAUAAGAGUUUCGAAUACCGUAAGGCUUAAUUGAUCGAAUAGAAGUUUCGCAAUGUUUAGUCUGUUAAAAUGUACUGAUAUAAUUGGAGGCACGUGGAAUUCUGACAACUUUGAGAAAAACGACUUUGUUUUGCCUGUUGUUCACACGCGUAUCUGCCCUCUCAUCGACUAGAAUUGUCCCAGCUGUUCGCGCCUGCCUUCGAUCACUGAGCACAUUUCCAUUGUUUAGAGCGGUCACUCAGCUAUCUUGUCAAUAUAUUACAUUAUCUUCGUUACCAGGCGAACCAGCGGUUGGUAACGGGCUCACUCAGUGUUGGAAAUGCAGCCGCCACUCCCACCAGAUGAAGUCAGGGAGCUGGUGUGUUCCUGUCUUCACAGGGACCCAGUAGCUGCUGACCUGAGAUGCAGCUUGUUUGUUGCUGCUGCUCAGAGCUACAAGAGGGACUCACUGCUCAGACCCUACCCCCCCAGAUACAUCAGAGACACUGACACCAAGGAGUUUGAUGAGCUGCUGUCAGAUGUGAGCAGUUUGCCUGGUGUGAGGGAGCUGGUGAGAUUGAGACCUGGCAAAGCUGACCAUCAUCUGGCCCUCACUCACUGGGUUCUCUUCUCCAAGAGCUUCGCUGUGAAGACACUACAGAAAGACGAGUAUGUCAAGCUCUGUAACCUGACAGAGGCUGAGGGGAUCUCCACGCCGGUCCCGGACUUUCUAUUUGAGCUAGAGUACUGCGACCAGAUGAACGUUAAGUUUGAGAAGACGCGGGCGGGACGCGACCUCUUCUAUGCAUUCCACGGCAGCCGACUGGAGAACUUCCAUUCUAUCAUACACAACGGACUACACUGCCACCUCAACAAGACAUCAUUGUUCGGAGAGGGCACCUACCUCACCAGUGACCUCAGCAUGGCGGUCCUCUACAGUCCCCAUGGCAACGGUUGGCACGACAGCCUCCUGGGACCGUUGCUAAGCUGUGUCGCCAUGUGUGAGGUCAUUGACCACCCAGACGUCAAGUGCCAGGUAAAGAGGAAAGACUCGGAGACCAUUGACCGGCAGCGAUCCAGAGCCAGGAACAGUGAAGGAGGAGAGGUCCCUCAGAAGUACUUUGUGGUCACCAACAAUCAGCUGCUCCGAGUCAAAUACCUGCUAGUGUACUCUCAGAGAAGACACCUGUCCAGACAUUCCCAGGGCAGGUCGUGGCUGGUCAGACAUCACUUUGCCAUUAUGAUGAGUCUCUACCUACUGCUUCUCAUCUUCAUCGGUACCUUCAACUCCACCACAUUCCUCUCCUUCUGGAACCGGCUCUUCCGGUGACGUCAUGGUGCUUUUCCACUUCAGCCCAAGAUGGUCCAGCCUGAGGCUUCCUAUGGGCUUAAACCCUGGGGUUUUACGAGGGAAAUUGUUUCCUUUCCAACCCUUGGGCUUGACCCUAAGGCACGAGUGUGAAACUCAUUCCACGGAGUGCCGUGUGUCUGCAGGUUUUCGCGCCUCCCUUGUACUUGAUUGAUGAAUUAAGGUCACUGAU
This is a messenger RNA of Oncorhynchus tshawytscha (Chinook salmon), 1622 nucleotides long. Its product is annotated as protein mono-ADP-ribosyltransferase PARP16. Gene Ontology annotation, biological process: endoplasmic reticulum unfolded protein response. Gene Ontology annotation, molecular function: protein serine/threonine kinase activator activity; kinase binding; NAD+ poly-ADP-ribosyltransferase activity. The coding region runs from base 422 to 1411 and encodes 329 amino acids. NCBI's taxonomy places the organism in Eukaryota, Metazoa, Chordata, Actinopteri, Salmoniformes, Salmonidae. Gene Ontology annotation, cellular component: nuclear envelope; intracellular anatomical structure; membrane. The record is from RefSeq and is a predicted model, not a curated record. The transcript is spliced from 7 exons.